GGAUCUCAGGGGUGGUGUUCCUCCCAUUUUCGCGAAACCAGAAGCCUUUGGCGAGAAAGACGAUGAGCUCCGGAGAAGGGAAGAGCCGAGGAGCCAUGGCCGAUCCUUCGUCCCACCACCCUCAGCAAGCCCAGCCCCAGCCCCAACCCCAACCCCAACCCCUGCAGUUCCAGUCCCCUUACGGCACCUUCGGCGUCCCCGACUACUCCCAGCCCGCGAUCGGGUUCCCGCAGCCGGUCGCUCCUCCUGGCGUCGGCGUCGGCGUCGGCGUCGCCCCCUCCGCUCCAGCUUAUCCUCCUUAUUCCGCCGCCCCUCAGUAUUACGCCCAUGGCUACCAAGUCGUUCCAGGCUAUGCUGGAGUUGCUGAAGGACGGCCAUUAAGGUUGCGGCGUCUUCCCUGUUGUGGCCUGGGUCUUGGCUGGUUUCUGUUUAUCACUGGCUUCUUUCUUGCUGCUGUUCCUUGGUACAUCGGAGCAUUCUUUCUCCUCUUUGUUAGAGUUGACUACCGAGAGAAGCCAGGUUUUGUUGCUUGCACUAUCGCAGCUGUUGUUUUUGCAAUUGCGGUUAUUCUUGGGUUAACAAAAGAAACUGAUGCAUGGUGAUUGGUGUUCAAACCUCAGCUGGAUUUGGGUAAUCUAUGCCUUGUCCAAGCCUUGUAAUAGACAAAGUUGAUCAACCAAAAUAUGAAGAUGCUACAUCUCUUAUCUGGGCUUGUAAAUUUACUUCUGAUGAUCAAACUAUUUAUGUCUAUUAUUCA
Molecule: messenger RNA, 757 nt
Organism: Musa acuminata AAA Group (dessert banana)
Lineage: Eukaryota; Viridiplantae; Streptophyta; Magnoliopsida; Zingiberales; Musaceae
Product: large ribosomal subunit protein eL20z
Exons: 4
Coding region: 63-602 (179 amino acids)
Source: RefSeq, a predicted model, not a curated record